UACGUUUCACCGCAGCAAGCAAGUCGCUGAGAGGAUGUGGAGGGCGGCAACUAGUAUAUAGAUAGCGGUAGCGCAUCGGCAGCAGCAACACGGCACAGCUAUUUGCAGAUGGUGACAAGAUUCUCUUCCACCAGCAGGGUGCGAGAGGCUUCAAGAGAUGCCAUUAGAAAAUGGCGCCAAUGGCUGUGGAACCAAGAUGCAGGACGGCCUCAGACGGACUACUUAGUUGAAGGAGUCGGUGAUCUGGAGAUGGGGGAAGAACUAUUGCAUCCGUCCGUCAGAGAUAAUCUGUGGCUAUGGUUGAGGAGAGGAGCUCCGACAGAUGCCAGGGACAAACCUACCUCUCACCCCAAAAAGUCCAAGCCUAUUGAGUUGAACACACAACUACCAGCACAACUGUCACCGACUGGUUACUUAAGCCCGUCCUCUGAAUCCGAGGAUCCAACAGAUGCCAAGGGUGAACCUUCGUCUCGGUUGGAAAACUCGAAGCCCGUUGCGGAGUUGAAUAAAAAAAUACCUGCACAACGGACUCCGACUGGUUACUUACGCCCGUCCUCCAAAUCCGAGGAUCCCUACCAUGACCUUCUACAGGAUCCAACAGAUGCCAGUGGUGAACCUGGCUCUCGGUCGGAAAACUCCGAGGAGUUUAAGAAAGAACCUUUUUUGAACCGGGCAAAGUUUAAGAAAGAACUAGCUGCACAAAAGUCUCAGAAUGAUUCCGGCGAGAUCAAGACUGGAGGACUAUUACCUAUUGUUAAUUUCCAUGAUAGACAGGUUCAGGUCGAGGAGUGGAAGAAAGAAGCAGAGCAGUUUGAGACUGAUUUUGCUGAGAUGGUAAUGAAGAUCCAUAGGUUCCCUCCAAGCCUACGAGGUCUCAGCCGGCGGUACAUCGUCCCAAUGGUCGUGAGCAUCGGCCUUUACCACCAUGGAUCAAGUAACCUGCAUGAUAUGGAGAAGGUAAAGCGUGUGGCUACACAUCACUUCAUCAAGGACUCAGGCCACUCAUUUGAGGAGAUGCAUUCCACAAUCUUCUCCAUCAUAGGUGUUGCCCGUAGCUUCUAUGACACAAAGCAUGCCAAGGUCGAUGUUGGUGAUGCUGAAUUUGCAGCUAUCAUGUUCAUUGAUGGUUGCUUCUUGCUGCAGUAUAUGUUCAUUUGUACUGACCCUGGCAAGCUGCCUCCAUCAUUGUUGUCUUGCUUUGAGUCCAACCAAGCUUGCAUUAGCAAUGACAUAAUGUUGCUGGAGAAUCAGCUUCCUUGGCUGGUGGUCGAGACACUGAGGAGGUUCAAGCAUGUGCCCGUGGAGGAUUUCAUUGGUAAGAUGGGGCGUACGCUCCAAAUACGAGGGGACAUCGAUAGGAGGCCUGUUGUCCUGAAUAGGAUGUACAAGACACCACAUCUUCUUGGCACCCUCAUGUUCCACAUAGUGGGAAUCACAAAUGAUAGUGCGCCUCUGUCUGAUCCAAAUGGUUCUAGAUCUAUGUCCAAAAGUAUUAGUGCCAUCGAGCUUGCAGAGAUCGGCAUCGAGCUAACACCCGGCAAGACAACAAAGUUUAUGGACAUGGGCAUGAAGAAAGGAUUCCUCUCUGGCGAGAUCUUCCUGGCACCGCUGUUGCUCGACGACGUAAGGUCAUGCUGGCUCGUCAACAUGGUGGCUUACGAGGUAUGCGCGGGCAUGGCCACAUGUGCGGGGAAUGAAACUAAUACAAGUAAGACAGUUGUCUGCUCCUAUCUCUCCUUCCUGGCGAUGCUAAUGGAUAGGGAGGAGGACGUGCACGAGCUGCGUUCAAAGCGUCUCGUGCAGGGAGAACUGACCAACAAGGAGACGCUUGACUUCUUCAAGAUGCUUGUCAAGCACAUAAGCGGCGGGGCCCUCUAUGUUCAUAUCAUGGAAGAGGUUGAGUCCUACAAGCUCAAUAGGUGGAUGUGGAUCAAGGUGCACCAGUUCAUCUACAAAAACUUCAAAACCAUCGUCACAGUGUUGUCUAUCAUUGGUGUUCUUGUGGGCAUCUUCAAGACUCUUCUCUCUCUCAAGGAACACUAGACGUGCAAGUGUAGUUCUUCUUUUCGUGUUGUACCAUGUUACAUAUAUAGUUCUCCAUGUGGAAAUUGUAGUAUGGUGAAAUUGUUGUUUA
This is a messenger RNA of Triticum urartu, 2134 nucleotides long. RefSeq names its product UPF0481 protein At3g47200. NCBI's taxonomy places the organism in Eukaryota, Viridiplantae, Streptophyta, Magnoliopsida, Poales, Poaceae. The record is from RefSeq and is a predicted model, not a curated record.